Molecule: messenger RNA, 3055 nt
Organism: Geodia barretti
Lineage: Eukaryota; Metazoa; Porifera; Demospongiae; Tetractinellida; Geodiidae
Source: the annotation of a GenBank genome assembly
AUGGCGGAGUUUGGCGUGGUCUCCCCACUAGUUGGUCUUCUGUCUAGUCCUGUGAGGGCCACCAGAUCUUACACUACUCUCUGCCUGUCAGUCAUGACCACCUCAGCUGACGUGAGGAGACAAGUGUGUUCCGCGGACGGACUCCCUGCUCUCUUGGCUCUUCUUAAACCUGACGAAGAGUCGGUGACAGUGGAGCAUGCAGCAGCCAUUCUCUCUCACAUGGCCAGAGAGUACUUCACAAAGACAAAGCUCCUCUCCCUCUCGGCCCACCAGCUGCUACUGCCACUAAUGACAAGGGACGACCCCAAUAUUCAGAGGCAUUCUCUGGAGACUGUGUGUCAAUUGGUGGAGCUUCACCAGGCUCGACGUGCAGUGGCUGAGGAAGGAGGUAUGAAGAGUCUCCUCUCUCUCCUCUCCUCCGAGUUCCCCACGAUCCAGGCCCUGGCCCUCACCUCCCUAGUCUCCUGUAUGAAUGACGGAGAUUGUCGUGCCAGACUCAGGGACGCUGACGGCCUCUCUACCAUCGUCUCCUUCCUCGGGAACAAGGAUGUGAGUGAUCUUCAUCUCCGGGCUGCCACUGCCCUUUCCCUCUGUCUCCAUGACGCGGAGAACAUGACUGCCUUACAGACGUCGAGGUCCCUGGAGCUCCUCCUCUCUCUCAUGACUGACGCUGGAGCCAACUCUGACAUGAAGACAUGUGCAGCUUCCGCCCUCGCCAAGGCUGCCCACGAUGAAGUGAAUCGAAGAAUUCUCCACGAGCAGAAUGUCGAAAAGACAUUUAUACAACUCCUCGCACAUUCUGAUGGUGAGGUGGUGACGGCAGGUCUGAAUGGACUGAGUGCCAUGUGUGGUCUCAGCAGUGGGCGGGCUCGGGUGGGGCAAGAGGGCGGAGUAGUGGGUGUGGUCUCGUGUGCAGGGAGGGAGGAAGGAGGGGUGAGAGAUGCGUCAGCCCAGUGUCUGGCUCAUAUCUCCACAGACUCUCCAGCCAACUGCAAAUUGAUCCAGGAGGCAGAUGGCUGCGUGGCUCUGGUCAGACUACUGACUGACACACAGGCAGCCUGUCGCAGUGGAGCCGCCUCCACCAUUACCAACAUGGCUCCCAGCCCUCUCGCAAGGGAAGAACUGUCAGCUGCCGAAGUCGUCCCUGCACUCGUCUCAUGUCUGGAGUUCACAGAUGUCGCAGUUCAAAGGUCGGCUGCGGAGGCUCUCGCUGCCAUGGGAACAGACUCUGCUGGGAGGAGCCAGUUCCUGGCCAGUGGGGGUGUGGCCUCGUGUCUCCCUCUUCUCUCGUCGGCGAGCCCUGCCCUCUUGACCUCUGCCCUCUCUCUCCUCCGCUCCAUGGCGCGGAGUCUGGAGGUGGCCCAGGAGUUCUGUGGGAACGGGUCUGUCUCUUCUGUCCCUUUCAUCUUGCCAAUUUAGUGGAAUUAUAAAAUUUGGUCCCAGCUUGCAGUUUCACAUAACAUUUUCCACUCCAUAGAGGUUUUCGUCUAACAGAGAAGCUACUUCUAAAUGUAAAAUCCACUUCCUCCCAUCUCUCUCGCAGUGCUCUCCAGUUGCUGACUCAGCUAUUCAAGAGAAGCCACACCCCCUCAGCCAUUGGCCCCUCCCUCCAGCAGCUGUUGAACUCUGACCUCUCGGCGAAGUGGUGGACGCAGGGUCACCUGGAGACCAGUGACGUAAUCAUCGACAUGGAGUUCUUUGACCCUGGACCUGUAUGUCACUCAUUUCACAUUACAUCAUCAUUAUGUCAUUGGCAAACAAAGUGAGCCAACAUUAUUUAUAAAAAGUGUAUACUCGCUAUAGCAGAGAGCAUUCGAUGAAGAAAACUUUAGCAUUAUUCCUUAAAUAUCUCCUUCUAUCAUCUUCGAAUAAUUCUCGAAUAAUUCUUUCUUGUGUAAGCAGGCAAUACACUGUUGGUUUUUGCCCCCGCAAUUGAAAAGUCCUCCCCAUCUCCCAACAGGCUCUAGCAGCUGCCCAACCCUUCUCCUCUCUCCCCUCCCUCCUCUCACACCCUCCCCACAUGAACAGACCCAUCCUCACCGCAAACCUCCUCCCCGAGGCCCCGCCCACUUCGACCGAGACCACACACACUCCAGCUCCAGUGGAGCAGGUGUCUCCGUCUCAGCCGAGAUCAAAGUCCAGAGGCAAAGGUCGCAAAGGUCAAGAGGUCGAGUCCAGAGUGUCAAAUCCGUCGAGGGAGGACCAGCCGCAGGUUCAAACCGACCAAUCAGGACCAAGCAGUGAGGGAAGUGGGUGUGGUCAUCUCCCAGUGGACCGAGGUCUCCAGACUCAUAUUUCUCACACCCUCACAUCUCUCUCCUCCCUCCCCACCCUCGCCGACCAGGCCCUCGCUCUUGCCAGUUAUGUCUGCAAUAGUAUGGGAGGUCCAGUGACUGCCUCUGGAAACAUGCCCUUUGAACUCCCACAGUCGGAACUACAGAAAGAGGCGGGGUCCAAUGUCAUCGCCAUUGGCAACAUCACCGCGGGAACCUACCGUCACCGAGCCCUUCUCUACAAGAUCUUGUCCGACCAGCUGGGUGUGGCCUGCUCUCUCACUCGCGGCGACUACGGCCGACACUGGAAUGAGGUUACCAUGGUAACCGACAACCCACGUCACUACAUUGUUGACCUUAUGACCUCCGGAGGACGUCUGUUGGAGGCGGGGUCACCUCAGGCUCUCCAAUACUGCCUCACCUGACCUCAGUGUUAAGUGUGUUGCUAUAAAUAGAUCAUGGCAUUACAGUGUCACUAUAAAUAGCUGAUCAUGUGACAAACACCAGUGUGAUAUAAAAGUCAUGUGACCUAUAUAUUAGUGGGCGUGUCUGUGUAGAUGUCGUAGUGAGAGGUAGGCCAACAGUCUGUAGAGAACAGAGAAUCCCAGCAUCGCUAGGAAACAGACGUAGAGAGGAUACACUCCACCGUACUCUCUGAUUACAUCUGCCCCUGUAAUUACCCCGCCGUCACCGGGGGAACCACCACUCCCGCUGCCAUGGUAACCAGCCAGUACGGUGGUGGCAUUGCAGGACGGGUAACUGGAUGCAACUUCAUUACAACU